AGCGACCAAGUUGGCCAUCCUCACAUUCAGUAUUUUUUGCAGAAUUUAUUUGGUGCACAAGCACCGGUAGUCAAUAUAAUUAUAAUUACAUUAAACCACCUAAAACAAGCUGAUCAACCGCAAUCAAACAUCUCAACAGGCUAAUAAUAAACGCCAGAGAGUGGCGCACAUCCGCCAAUUGCUCAACAUCAAGCGAGGAAAACACGGCGGAAAAAUGGAUCUGCUCGACUCAAUACUCAACGCCAUGGAUGCGCCGCCUGCCAACAACGAGCAACAGAAGACGCUGAUAAAGAAACAGCGCGAAAUGUUGGAGCGGAUGCAGAACAAACAGAAGGAGGAGCUCCUCCGAUUCCGAAAGUAUGUAGACGAACGGAUGGGGCGUUUCGCCAAGGACGACAGGCGAUGCAUCGAGUUCCAGCCGCUGGAUAAAGUGCAUCGCUCGGUGAUCCACGAAGUAGCCGAAAAUGGCGGCUUCAUUGCCAUGAGCUUUGGCCGCGAGGAUGUGGACCGACAUUCGGUUGUGUACAAAAAGGAGCACGCUCCUGGCGAGGAUGAGGUCACGGCCCGUCGGAACGGAGACGGCUGGAACGAGGAGAUAGCCAAGGAGUACGCGGAGCGACGACGGGAACGAUUGGCGCAGGAGCAAAGUGACAAAGAAGCCUCCACAUCCGAAGCAGCAAGUUCAGCCUCAUCCACGUCCGCAGCCGCGGAUCAGGACUCCGGCGAAGUUAAGCCCACGACCAACUACAAGGCCAAGUAUGCCCACCUCAUCGGAGAGUCGGCCGCAUUGCAGGCGGCCCGUAAGACGGAGACCAACCAAAGUUACGGAUUCGUGCCCAGCAAGAACAAGAAAGAUGUGCGCUCCAUCGAACAAACUUUGGCCGACAUCCAGGCCAAAAAGCGUCUGCGAUUGGCUCAGCAGCAGGAGCUGGAGCAAGAGCAGCAACCGCAAGAGGCAACCACAUCCACAGAGGACCCAUGAGUCGCCUGGAAACCAAUUAGUAUACAGAUAGCUCACUUAAUGCAAGACUGUCGCAACCAAAAAAAAGGAUUAUAGUUCAUAAAUCAGAAUCAGACAUGACAUGCUCGUCUUGUUCGCUAACUCCUGCUCGAUAACAUCGAUAAUAUUUAACAAAACAGAGCAUUCAUUUUUAGAGGGCCAAAGAUUUAUAAAUUUGUGUAUUUAUACCAUCUUUUUGCUCACAUUAUUCGUAUUUGGUAAAAGGAAAUAGGCUUGAUACUAAUUUUUAUCAUAGGUUAGCUCCAUUAAAUUAAAUGCCCUUUUUUUGAGUAAUGACAGCCUUGUAUCGAGUGAGAUUAGUUUUGUUGAUUCAGAUUAGUCACAUGAAAGGUCUCUGACUGCCAUGUAAAUCAUAAGUAAUAAGCAAUUUCAUUUGUUGGCCAAUUAAGAUCCGAAAGUUGUAAAUGUUUUAAGCAAGUUAUGUGUCCGUAGCAGAGUCCGAAUCGCAAUAUCUAUUUAUAUAAUAAAAACCUAAAAAAAAAAAAACGUCGCAUGGUUCAAAUAAAUCUUAAAAACGGGGCGCCACUCAAAAGUCACAAAAAAAUACAGAAUAUUUCCAUUCCAGUAUUUUUUUGCUCGUCACUUCUUUCUUGUCACGGUGGUGAAGCAGUCACAGUUUGAUGCCAGCCGAGAGCCACAAAACCACGUGUUGCCCAGUUAAAGAAAUAUAAACUAAAUUAGGGACGAUGGCUGAUAGAAAACGCUACAAAAUUUCGCAAAAAACCAUAAAUAAAAAUAUGUCUAAUAGGUGAAAGUUAUAUAGUAACUGAAAGAUGUGCGGAUUACGAGAAACGAGCAAUUCCCUUUGACAGCCCGGCAGCUGUGACCCAAAGAGUCUCACUUUGAGACUUCUGGGGACCAACCAGCAUGGGAAGUUUACGCGAUAAUGCUGAAAAACCUGAUGUCUCUGAGUGAAAACCGAAUAAAGAAGGAUUUGGAUUUCCACACUUAUAAUGCAGAAAAACCUGAUGUCUCUGAGUGAAAACCGAAUAAAGAAGGAUUUGGAUUUCCACACUUAUAAUGCAGAAUAACCUGAUGUCUCUGACUGAAAACCGACAAAAGAAGGAUUUCCACACUUAUAAUGCAGAAAAACCUGAUGUCUCUGAGUGAAAAUCGAAUAAAGAAGGAUUUGGAUUUCCACACUUAUAAUGCAGAAUAACCUGAUGUCUCUGACUGAAAACCGACAAAAGAAGGAUUUCCACACUUAUAAUGCAGAAAAACCUGAUGUCUCUGAGUGAAAAUCGAAUAAAGAAGGAUUUGGAUUUCCACACUUAUAAUGCAGAAUAACCUGAUGUCUCUGACUGAAAACCGACAAAAGAAGGAUUUCCACACUUAUAAUGCGAAAAACCUGAUGUCGCUGACUGAAAAGGAAACCCACGAAAGGAGGAUUUGUACACUUGGCACCCUUUCAUGAUGCCAACAAAGUGAACGGACGUACGGAAAAAGAAUAAUAAUAAAAUUAGGUUUACGAACAUAGAAUGCAAUUUGUGUUUUGCGACAAUUUGAAUUUUUAAAUAUUUUUGAGGAAGUGUUUGAAUUACCAAGGCUCUCUUAAUAAACGCAAUAUUAGGUCUAACACUGACCUACGCCAUCCAA
Drosophila simulans is the source of this 2617-nucleotide messenger RNA. RefSeq names its product sperm-associated antigen 7. The transcript has 11 exons. Gene Ontology annotation, molecular function: nucleic acid binding. The record is from RefSeq and is a predicted model, not a curated record. Lineage: Eukaryota; Metazoa; Arthropoda; Insecta; Diptera; Drosophilidae. Bases 215 to 982 code for a protein of 255 amino acids.